Mugil cephalus (flathead mullet) is the source of this 12244-nucleotide messenger RNA. RefSeq names its product reelin (gene reln). The transcript is spliced from 65 exons. Bases 334 to 10782 code for a protein of 3482 amino acids. The record is from RefSeq and is a predicted model, not a curated record. Gene Ontology annotation, biological process: central nervous system development; neuron migration. Gene Ontology annotation, molecular function: lipoprotein particle receptor binding. NCBI's taxonomy places the organism in Eukaryota, Metazoa, Chordata, Actinopteri, Mugiliformes, Mugilidae.
AGGUAUUUAAACGCCGGAGCAGGACAGCACAGGCGAAGCUCUGAACUCCCCGAGAGUGGAGGUAGGACAGGGAGAGGAAGCCGAAGAACAGAGUUCCUGACAGCUAAGCCCACACAUUCACACACAUAAAUAUUGCACAUACAAACACACACACACACACACACACACACAAAGACGUACACACCCUCACGCAGCCACUUUUGGACUUUCGACUCAUCUGUGGACUCCAAAACCCGUCCUCUGGAGCUCUACCUGUGCCGUCCUUGCUCCCACUCACCACUCUCUUCACCUCUUAACCUCCGCUCCCCUCGGCACCUCUCGUGGUGAGGGCAGAUGGCCACGGCGAGGGCCUCUCUCGGGGGUGCUUUGGGCUGUGCCCUGCUCGCUCUGGUCCUGGGGAGCAGCAGCAGCAUGGAUUUCGGGGCGCCCCCCGCGAGCUUCUACCCCCGUUUCAACCCUUUCUUCUUCCUGUGCACCCACCACGGGGAGCUGGAGGGAGCCGGGGUCGCGGAAGGCGGGGGAGAGGUGCUUCUCACCUUGCAAAUCACGGGCAACCCCAUCACCUACACCCCUGGACAGGAGUAUCAAGUAACCGUCUCUACCAGCGUGUCUUUUGAUGGUCUGCUGGUGACCGGCCUGUACACCUCCACGCCGGUCCAGUCGGCUCCCAUUCCUGCUCCAGCCGCUUUUGGAUUUGGUGUGAUGCCGGACCGUCAGUUUGGUGGCACCCAGUUCGUCUGCAGCGUGGUGGCUUCCCACGUCAGCCACCAGCCCUCCACCAGCUUCAGCUUCGUGUGGAUCGCCCCACCGCCCGGCACCGGCUGCGUCAAUUUCCUAGCCACGGCAACACACCGAGGACAGAUUCUCUUCAAGGAUGCGUUGGCCCAGCAGCUCUGCGAGCAGGGAGCACCAACUGAGUCCCCACUGAGACCUAGCCUAGUGGAGCUCCACGGGAAACACGCCGUGCUGCGUGACGACUUUGACUCCAACCUGCAAGGAGAGCUGGACCCCAGCAUCUGGUCUGAGUGCAGCAACUGUGAGGUGGGAGAGCAGUGCGGCGUGCUGAUGCAUGGCAGAGCGGUCACUUUCUGCGAGCCCUUUGGGGAGCGAACGCUGACCACCGUACCUCUCAAUACCAGCACAGCCUCAGUCCUGCAGUUUGCCCUCGGCUCAGGCUCCUGCCGGUUCAGUUACUCAGACCCCAGCAUCACUGUGUCCUACAGCCUUAGCAAUAACGCCAACACCUCCGAUGACUGGAUCACACUGGAGAAGAUCAGAGCUCCUACCAACAGCAGCACUGUCGUCCACCUGCUUCCCCUUCCACAUUCCUCCAGAGCUGAUGGCGUGCGUCUGCGUUGGUCUCAGGAGACGCCUCAAGGCCCUGAAGGCUACGAGUCCUGCUGGGGUCUGGACAAUCUUCUUCUGAUCAACGCUGCCCACAAAGUUCCCCUGUUGGAGGACAACUUGGAUCCUCUGGACACUGCCAACUGGCUGUUCUUCCCUGGAGCUACUGUCAAGCACGCUUGUCAAUCCGAGGGCAACGCCUUGUAUUUUCAUGGUGGCGAAGGAGCUGGCUACAGCUUCGCCUCCACCAGAGACAUCGACCUGCACCGGGAGGAGGGAAGGAGCUACUGGGAGGAGGACUUUGAGAGCCCACCUUCCAACUGGGACAUUGAGGGAGCCGUCUACGGAACCCAGUGUGGAGAGAUUGAGUCGGGCUCAGCGCUUGUGUUUGAGAAGGAGGGCCGGAGGAGAGUUUGCACGCCCUACAUCGACACAACAUCUUAUGGAAACCUGCGCUUCUACUUCAGCAUGGGUGGUGGCGACUGUGAUCCAGGAGAGUCCCAUGAAAAUGAUGUGAUUCUGUUCGGAAGGGCUGAAGGCAGGAGGGAAAGAGUGGUGCUCGACACCCUUCCAUACUCUUCUUACAGGACUCCUGAAGUAGUAUCUGUGGCGCUGCCAACCGAGAUGCAAACGCCGGUCACCCAGUUCUGCCUGGAGCAGCGCUCACAUGGCGGGGCCAACCGUCACGUGUGGGCCGUGGACUUCAUGCAGCUGCUCCCCGUGCUGCCUGGCACCAACACACAUGUUGCUCAGUUCUCCAUCAACCUUGGCUGUGGCUCCUACCAGCCUGCCAACAGUGUCGGCCUGGAGUUUUCAACCAACCACGGUCGUUCCUGGUCUCUGCUUCACACCGAGUGUCUGCCAGAGCUGUGUGCUGGACCUCAUCUACCUCACAGCACCAUCUAUUCUUCUGACAACUACAGCGGGUGGACGAGAAUCUCUAUUCCCCUGCCCAACGCUGCCUUGACUGACACCACUCGGUUUCGCUGGAAGCAGUCUGGCACUGGAACGGGCAACAUGUGGGCCGUAGACAAUGUGUAUAUUGGCCCUGCCUGCCUUCGUUUCUGCUCUGGGAGAGGACAUUGUUCGCGCACUGGCUGCAAAUGUGACCCAGGAUUCAGUGGUCCAGCUUGUGAGCUUGCCUCCCAGACCUUCCCAGCCUUCCUGUCCGAGGGCUUCUCCAGCCCACGGCUCUCAUCCUACCACAGCUUCUCCUCGCUCCGUGGAGCGGAGGUCAGCUUUGGAUGUGGGGUGCUGGCCAGUGGCAAGGCUCUGGUCUUCAACAGAGACAGCAGGAGACACUUGGUCACUGCUCCGCUGGACAGUUCCCAGGCCAGGUAUUUACAGUUCACUCUCCGGCUGGGCAGUCGCAGCAUCCUGAGCUCAUGUCCUGCUCCGGACCAGCCAGGAGAGGGCGUCCUGCUGCAUUACUCCUCAGACAACGGCAUCACCUGGACGCUGCUGCAGCACUACGCAUACCAAGGCUUCCAUGAGCCAAGGAUCGUGUCGGUUGAACUCCCGUCUGGUGCCCGUAAGUUCGGAGUGCAGUUCCGCUGGUGGCAGCCUUACCAUUCAGGCCGUGGCCACGAUGUGUGGGCCCUGGAUGAAAUCAGCAUGACCUCCGUUCUCUUCAACACCAUCAGCCUUGACUUCAGCAACGUGCUGGACGUCACCCAGAGUCUCGGUUUCUAUCUUGGCCACGUCCAGCCUUACUGCCAGCACGACUGGACCCUCAGUUUCUCUGGUGAGCCCAGCCCCGGCUCCAGCAUCAGAUACGUGGAAACGCAGUCGAUGCAGAUCGGAGCCUCCUACAGUCUGCAGUUCUCGCUGGUGAUGGGCUGCGGACGCGAGCCGUCCCCUCACAUUGACACUCAGGUCCGCCUGGAGUUCUCCACCAAUCACGGCCUCACCUGGCAUCUGGUCAAAGAGGCCUGUUUACCUGGAAUGCCAAGCUGCUCUGAGUUUACAGCUCCCAGUGUCUACCACCCAUCGGAGUUCAAAAACUGGAGACGCAUCACUCUGUCUCUGCCACAGAAGACAUGGUCCAGUGCGACCCGGUUCCGCUGGAUCCAGAACUACUAUGGGGAGCAGGAUGAAUGGGCCCUGGACGACAUCUACAUCGGCCAGCAGUGUCCCAACAUGUGUCACGGACAUGGCUGGUGUGACCAUGGGCAUUGCAGGUGUGAUGAUGGUUUCUCUGGAACAGACUGCCAGCCCUCCUCCCCACUCUCCUCCAGCGUACUCUCUGACUUUGAGUCCCAGGAUGCACUGCUGGCCACAUGGCAGGAAGUGAUAGGUGGAGAGGUCGUCACACCUGACAUGGGCUGUGGGGUGGUCUCAUCUGGAUCCUCCCUGUACUUCAGCAAGGCUGGGCUGAGGCAGCUCGUCAGCUGGGACCUGGACACUGAGUGGGCGGAGUUUGUGCAGUUCUACCUGCGUGUGGGUGGAGACUGGGCGGAGUGUAACCAGGCGGACAGCAGGGAGGAAGGAGUUCUGCUGCAGUACAGCAACGACGGAGGCAUUAGUUGGGGCCUGAUUGCUGAGAUGUACUUCACUGACUUCACCAAGCCUCGCUUUGUCCAUUAUGAGCUUCCUUUGGCCUCUAAAACACCCUCCACAAGGUUUCGAUGGUGGCAGCCCCUUCACUCCGGGGAUGGCUAUGACCAGUGGGCGAUUGACGACGUUAUAAUUUUGUCAGAGAGGGAGAAACACAUCAUCCCCAUGGCCAAUCCCACUCUACCACAGAACUUUUACGAGAAGCCAGCAUUUGACUACCCUCUGAACCAGAUGAGCGUUUGGUUGAUGUUGGGCAAUGAAGGCAUGGAGAGGGAAAGCAACAACAGCUUCUGCGCCCCCACUCCCUCUGCAAUGGUGUUUGGGCGCUCUGACGGGGACAGGGUCGCUGUCACCAGGGACCUGGCUCUGCGCCCUGGCUACACCCUUCAGUUUAAGUUGAACAUAGGCUGUGAAUCAGAGUUCAGCUCAUCUGCCCCAGUCCUGCUGCAAUACUCCCAUGACGCCGGCCGUACCUGGGCCCUGGUGGGGGAGGGCUGUUACCCAGGAACCCCCGGGGCUGGAAUAUGUGAGGGCAGCGGCCGUGAGCUCAAAGAACCCACUGUCUACAACACCGGAGACUACGAACAGUGGACAAGGGUCACUGUUGUCGUGCCGCGCAAUGUUGCAGCCAGUAAAACCAGGUUCCGUUGGUUCCAGGAGAGCAGCAUGCACAGAGAUGCUCCACCAUUUGCUUUGGAUGGUGUCUACAUCUCUGAGCCCUGUCCAAACCACUGUGGGGGACAUGGGGACUGCAUCUCGGGUGUUUGUUUCUGUGAUAUGGGAUACACAGUGGAGCAGGAUAGCUGUGUCCCGUCUGUGGCCAGUCCUACGGAGCUGACUGAGGGAUUUGAGGGGAAGCUGAGUCCACUGUGGCAGAGCCUGAGUGGGGGACAAAUUGGAGGCGGCUGUGGCAUCAUUGGUGAGGGCAAGGCCCUUUACUUCAGUAGCCCUGGGCGGAGAGAAGCACGCACUGUGCCUUUAGACACCACCAACACUCGGUUGGUUCAGUUUUACAUCCGAAUUGGCAGCAAGAGUUUGGGACCCACUUGCACCAGGCCUCGCUCUCGCAAUGAAGGCGUCAUUGUCCAGUUUUCUACCAACAAUGGAGUCCAGUGGCAGUUCCUGAGAGAGCUGGACUUCAGUUCCUUCCUGGAGCCCCAAGUGGUGACUAUAGAGCUUCCAUCUCCAGCUAAAACCCCCUACACAGUGUUUCGAUGGUGGCAGCCACAGCAAGGGAAACACUCGGCCCAGUGGGCUCUGGACGACGUCCUGAUUGGCAUGAACGACAGCUCCAGAACCGGCUUCCAUGACAAGUUUGACGGCACGACCCCUCUGAGGCACAACUGGUACCGUAUCCAGGGCGGGGAGGUGACGGUGGACUGCCUGUCUCUAGACACAGCGCUUACCUUCAACUCCGAGGCCAUUGAUAAGAAGCCUAGAUACGCAGAGAGCUGGGACUUUGAGGUGUCGGGCUCAUCAUUCCUGCAGUUUGAGCUGAGUAUGGGCUGCAGUAAGUCCACCUCCUUCUCCCACGGCGUGCGCCUGGAGUACUCCACGGACUGUGGCCGUCACUGGUCCCUCAUCACGCCAGAGUGUGUGCCCCCAGCUAUCGGCUGUGCUGGUUACACUCAGAGCUCCAUCUACACAUCAACCCAGUACAAACACUGGAGGAGGAUCACCGUGUACCUGCCCAGCGCUGCUAAUUCUCCCAGAACUCGGUUCCGUUGGAUCCAGACCCACUUCACCCCAGGUGCAGAAGGGUGGGCUCUAGAUAACGUGUUACUGGCCCCUGGCUGCCCCUGGAUGUGCUCUGGACAUGGACUCUGUGACAAUGGACGCUGUGUGUGUGAUAAGGGUUAUGGAGGGGCUCAUUGUGUGCCUUUGGCCCCGCUGCCGUCUGUGCUGAGAGAGGACUUCAAUGAAAAUUUGCAGCAGGAGACGUGGCCUGAGGUGUAUGGAUCAGAGAGGGGAACUCUAAGCGGAGAGCCUCUUAAAUCUGGCACUGCCCUUAUUUUCAAAGGGGAUGGUUUACGAAUGAUAGUGUCCCGGGAUCUGGACUGCACAAACACUCUUUACAUCCAGUUCUCCUUCAAAUUCAUCACUAAAGGUGUCCCAGAGCGCUCCCAUUCAGUGCUGCUGCAGUACUCUGUGAAUGGAGGAAUCAGCUGGCUGCUGUUGGAUGAGUUUUACUUCCCAGCUUCUACGGACACCCUGUUCCUCCACCUGCCACUGCCAGCCAGCGCUCAGACCAACGCCACCCGAUUCAGGCUCUGGCAGCCUUACAACAGCGGUAAGAAGGAGGAGGUGUGGGUGAUAGAUGAUCUCAUCAUCGAUGGCAGCUCCUUACACAACCCACCGGUGGUGACUGACAGUUUUGAGGACGGCCCCAAUGAGUCCAACUGGCUGUUCUCUCCCGGGGGAAACACUGGUCUCUAUUGCCCCUACCAGAAGACUGACAUGGAGGAGGAUGAGUCAGCUAUGGUGUUCGUCUCGAGUGAGCUCGGAGAGCACUCCAUUACCACCAGGGACAUUGACGUAAACGAGAAUACCAUCAUCCAGUUUGAGAUUAAUGUUGGCUGCACGGCUGAAAGCUCUUCUGCGAACCCAGUGCGUCUCGAGUUCUCACGGGACUUUGGCGCCACAUGGCACCUUUUGGUGCCCCUGUGUGCUGGCGGACCCCAGCCCUCCUCCCUCUGCUCCACAGAGCUUCACCCUGCCAGCAUAUAUUUCCCUGGCACUACUCAGGGCUGGAGGAGGGAGGUCAUUCACUUUGGCAAGCUUCGCCUCUGUGGGUCAGUAAGGUUCCGCUGGUAUCAAGGUUUCUUCUCAACUGGUUCUUCGCCUCCAACAUGGGCACUAGAUAAUGUCUACAUUGGCCCACAGUGUCAGGACAUGUGUAAUGGUCACGGGGCUUGUGUGGGUGGCACUCAUUGUGUGUGUGACCCUGGCUACUCUGGAUCCGACUGCUCUGUGCCUGACACCCCCAACCCUGACUUCCUCAAAGAGGACUUUGAAGGAGGAGCUGUGGACGCUGAGCGUUUUACGCUCCUGAGUGGUGGUAAACCAUCCAGGAAGUGUGGCAUCAUGUCUAGUGGGAACCACUUGUUCUUCAGUGAGGACGGCUUACGCAUGUUGGUCACCAGUGACAUGGACCUGUCAAAUGCUAGGUUUGUUCAGUUCUUCCUGCGCCUCGGCUGUGGUAAAGCGGCUCCAGACCCUCGCUCCCAGCCGGUUCUGCUGCAAUACUCAGUAGAUGGAGGUCUGAUGUGGGGACUCCUGCAGGAAUUUCUUUUUAGCAACAGCAGUAAUCAGGCUCGUCUGGUGGCUCUGGAAAUCCCACUGCGUGCCCGCACCUCUUCUACUCGCCUCCGCUGGUGGCAGCCCUCUGAGAACGGACACUUUUACAGCCCAUGGGUCAUUGACCAGGUGGUGGUUGGUGGCAGUGCCAGUGGCUGGGGGCCUCUUGAAGAUGACUUCUCCUCAAUUGAUGGGCGCUCUUGGCUCCUCCACCCCGGCGGGACUCGAAUGCCUGUUUGUGGCUCUGACGGACCUGCUUUCGCAUUUAUAGAGAAGUCCAACACGCGCUACGCUGUUACCACUGACAUCAGUCUGGGACAAGACGCCUUCAUCCAGUUUGACUUUUCUGCGUCCUGCUCUGUCACAAACUCCUGCUACUCUGUAGAGUUGGAGUAUUCUCUGGAUCUGGGUUUAAACUGGCAGCCUCUGGUCAGAGAUUGUCUGCCUACAAGCCCCGACUGCUCCUCGUACACUCUGCAGCGACUUCUGGUUUCUGACACCUACAACAAGUGGGGCCGUGUUACCCUGCCUAUCCCGUCAUAUGCCAGGUCUCCAGCCACUCGGUUCCGCUGGUUCCAGCAGGCUCCCUUUGACAAGCAGCAGACGUGGGCUCUGGAUAACCUCUACAUUGGAGAUGGCUGCCCAGAUAUGUGCUCUGGACACGGACGCUGCCAACAGAGCUCCUGUGUGUGUGACCCAGAGUGGUGGGGUGAGUAUUGCGAUGAGCCCGUGGUUCCUCUUCCCUCCCAGCUGAAGGACAGCUUCAGUCGAGCGCCCUCUCUCAGUCACUGGCACCUACUCACCGGUGGAAAGCUCAGCACUGUGUGUGGGGCUGUGGCCUCUGGAGCUGCUCUGCACUUCAGUGGGAGCUGUAGCCGUCAGCUGGUGACAGUGGACCUGAAUCUGACCAACGCUGAGUUCAUCCAGUUCUACUUCAUGUACGGCUGUAUGAUACCGCCUGGUAACCGCAACCAGGGCGUCCUUCUGGAGUACAGUUUGAAUGGAGGAAUCAACUGGCAUCUUCUGACAGAGAUAUUUUAUGAUCUGUACACCAAGCCUGGGUUUGUGAAUGUGCUGCUGCCCCCUGCUGCCCGCCAGGAAGGAGUCCGUGUGCGCUGGUGGCAGCCACAGCACGAAGGAGCCGACCACAGUGAUUGGGCUCUGGAUAACGUCCUUAUCGCAGGCUCAGACCCACGGGCGCAGAUCACUGACACAUUUGGAGGGGUAGCGUUGCCUAACCAUGAGAGAGCCCCUGCUGAUGGAACUUCAGGAAGGAUAGGUCAACCGAGUGAGCAAGAAGAAACACCAAUAGUGAGUGCUCACUGGUUGUUCUCAGAGGACUGCUCAGUGCAGCGCUUUUGCAGCUCACCUGAUGGUGUGAUGGUGUGUGGAAAUGCUGAUGGGAGAGAGGUGUAUGCUGUCACACAUGAUAUCGUUCCUGACAAAGGCUGGGUCAUGCAGUUUAAGAUUGCUGUGGGCUGCAUUGUGCCCGAGCGUCAUGCAGAUCGGCAAGUUCAUGUUCAGUAUUCGGUAGAUUUUGGGGUGACCUGGAAGUACCUGGUUCCUCAGUGUCUACCUGCCGACCCCCGCUGUGGUGGUCAGGUCUCGCAGCCAUCGGUCUUCUUCCCUGCUGAAGGCUGGAAGAGGGCAGUCUAUCCCCUCCCUGACAGCCUGGCUGACACCUCGGUGCGAUUCCGGUUUUACCAGCAGCACUCGGACAUUCAGUGGGGUGUGGAGAACUUUUACAUCGGGCCAGCCUGUGAUAGCCACUGUGGGGGACAUGGGGACUGUCUGGAUCAGCGCUGUCUGUGCGAUCCAGGAUUCACAGGACCAAACUGCUAUGCCAGCACUGCUCUUAAGGCAUCUCUAAAAGAGCGCUUUGACUGGGAAGGGGCGGCAGCAGGCCCUCAGUGGCAGGUGCUGGAGGGCGGUAAGCCCUGCACAGACUGUGGAGUGUUGGUAGAGGGGACAGCGCUGUAUUUUGGUGGGGCUGAUGCCAGACAAGCAGUGACUGCUGAUCUGGACCUCCGUGGAGCCAAGUUUGUGGAAUACUGGGCCAGGAUCGGAAGUGAAGAUAACAUGACCAUGUGCCACCGUCCAACUUGUCGCAAAGAGGGAGUGCUGCUGGACUACUCUACUGAUGGAGGUGUGUCCUGGAUGCUGCUGCAUGAGAUGGACUACCUGAAGUAUGUGUCAGUGAGGAGAGACUACAUUGUUCUACCAGAAGGAGCUCUGACCAAUGCCACUCGCCUGCGCUGGUGGCAGCCUUUCACCAUUUCCUCUGGUCUGGCCACACCAAGCCUGGAAAGAGCCCAGUGGGCCAUAGACAACAUCCUGGUGGGAGGGUCAGACAUUAACCCAUCCACCCUGCUUGACACCUUUGACGAUGAGGGUGUUUCCCAUGAGGAAAGUUGGAGUUUCUACCCUAAUGCUGUGAGAACAGCUGGCUUCUGUGGAAAUCCCUCCUUCCACCUUUACUGGCCAAACAAGAACCAAGACAAAACACACAACAUCCUGGCCACUCGAGAGCUCAUAGUGCAACCUGGAUAUAUUUUACAGUUCAAGAUUGUUGUUGGUUGUGAGGCGGAUACCUGUGAAGACCACCAUUCUGUCCUGCUGCAGUACAGGAAGGAUGCAAGGUCUGACUCAUGGCAGCUGGUACAGUCAGAGUGCCUCCCCUCCUCAGUCAACAACGUGGGCUGCUCUCCCUUCCAGUUUCAUGAGUCCACAAUCUACAGUCCAGUUAACAGCUCAACAUGGACACGGGUCACGGUCCAGCUACCAGACCACGUCUCCUCAGGUGCUACCCAGUUCCGCUGGAUUCAAAAAGAGGGGACGGGAGAGCGCCAGAGCUGGGGAGUGGACCACGUUUACAUUGGCGAGGCCUGUCCUGGGCUCUGCAGCGGCCACGGAUACUGCACCAGCGGAGUUGUCUGCAUCUGUGAUGAGGGACACCAUGGUGACGACUGCUCCCUCUCCAGCAGUGACCUGCCCAGCUCCAUAAAGGACAACUUUGAGUCUGGCAGUGUGUCUCAGGAGAGCUGGCAGCUGAUCCAGGGUGGGGGAGUGGGCAGCGGCUGUGGACAGCUGUCACCACACGCCCACGGAGACUCGCUUUAUUUUAAUGGCUGUAAGAUGAGGCAGGCAGUUACCAAACCGCUGGACCUCACUAGAGCCAGGUACAGUAAGAUCAUGUUUGUGCUGCAGAUCGGGAGUGUGGCACAGACAGACAGUUGUAACAUAGCUCUGGAUCAGGCGGACACAGUCGACCGGGCCGUGCUGCUACAAUACAGCGUCAACAAUGGGGUCAGUUGGCACGUUAUCGCCCAGCACCAGCCCAAAGACUUCAUAAAGGCCCAGAGAGUUUCCUACAACAUUCCACUUGAGGCGAGGGUUAAAGGGGUGAUGCUGCGAUGGUGGCAGCCACGACACGAUGGUGCAGGACACGACCAGUGGGCGUUGGACCAUGUGGAAGUAGUUCUUGUGAGCACACGUAAACAAAACUACAUGAUGAACUUUGCCAGACAGACCGGCAUGCGUCACUACUACAGCCGCAAGAGGCGGGCACUGCAGCAGCGUGCCUGAAUCCAGCCAGUGGGGACUCGUCCUCUGACCUGCCAAUCACACAUCGACCCGCCUACACACGUCCUCAUUCUCCUGAAGACAUAUCACCCUGUUGAGACCCAUUCACCGGUGGAUUCCAGUCAGCCUUAGACUUCCCUCCACACGUCCUACCCUCAAACACGGGCCACCCAAUCAGUUUACGCUCCGGCCAAUCAAGACCCGACCACACGGGUCGGCGGGAAUGAAACUCAGAAGGAAGGAGUGAAGCGGCCAUUUUGUUUACUUUUUUUCCUCAUGGAUGGUCGGGGUUUCUAGUUGUUUUGUAAUUGUUGCUGUGGUUCCUCCGAUUCCUGUGCCCAUCCGCGAUGUCCCCUCCCUCUGGUCCCCCUCCCCUCCCCGCCCUGCUUUUCCUGCCACACUGUGAAAUUGAGAGAUAAUAUAUCACUGCUGAACUGACCAGCCAAUUGGAGAGUAGCCUCCCAGUUCCACUGAGCCGCCAGGGUGGAGGACCGCUCCACUGUCUCCAAACAGGAGAAAGACCACAAUGAUGAUGUUGACCAUGAAGAGGAAUGACGGCGACGGAGAAGCGUAAAAAAAAAAAGGAAAAAAAAAAGAGUACUGUGUUCUUGCUGUUCUGUGUGUCUGUGGGUUCUUUUUGUGAUGAGUUGACUGUGGUGUUCUGUUCGUUUGUUCGUUCGUUUUCUACUAAUUCAUAUGCUUUUUGGGAGGGGGGGAAGGGAGGGGAGGGGAGGGCGGUGCAGGGUUCUGGGUUCUGUUUCUUUUUCCUCAUUUAUUUGGAUCAGGGGUGGCCGGGGCGAGAAGAGCCCAAACCACCACACCAAGAAGGAACAAAAGAACGAUUUGCACGACGACGGAAAGGAUAAAAAAAAAGAAAAUUAAAGACUGAACAGCGAUUUUAGUUUUUUGUUUUUUUUAAUCAUUUUUUUUAUAUAUGUUGGUUCCCGAAAAUACAGAUAUUUAUGGUAAAUGGUUCUUCACGUAACCUAUUUAAGAUGCACUGUGCGUGAAAUCUGUAUGUUAUUUUCUAGUGUUAAGUUAUUAGGCAGUCGAGUCAGGCUCUCGGACUGCAUCAUCUCCCCUCUUCCUUCACUUCCCUCUUCUCUUGUGCUGUUUCCCUCCUUCCCAUCCUCUCUCUCUCUCUAUCCCUAUCUCUCUUUAUCUCUCUCUCUCUCUCUGCUGAUUUCUGAUACCUGGAGGUGAGGCUCUAUCAGUGUUGUUUUUUGAAGUCUGUGUAAUAUGGACCCUCUGCCCUCAGUGUAACUCCAGUAUAGCAAUCUCCUGUAUAUAUAUGUAUAUCCACUAUGGGGAGACCCAGCAGCCUUAUAAAAGGGAAAUAAAGAACUGUCCAAACCUCAUACUGUACACACGGCUUCAGCUGCUCUCUUUCACUCUUAAAAGAUAAGCCUGGUUCUUGUCUAGCGUAUACUUUUCUUUACUGUCAAUAAAUCUCCACAGUGAACUA